GGCCAGGUCCUUUUGCAUGCGUCGCACGUCAUCCGUGUACAUGUCCUCGGCGAGGGUGUGUUCUCGGGGAUCCACCUCAACUACAACCACUGUGUCUUUUGUCCUGGAAGCCUAAUUUUAUGCGGAGCUGGUGACACGCGGAUUUGAAGGAGGAUGUCGCGCCCUCUGUUUUCGAAGUGGAUGGAGAAGGUGGAGUCGGCGGCGAGUUUGCCGAAGGGGAGUCUCAUGCGGGAGCUGCUCUCGGAGUUCCUGGGGACGCUCGUGCUCGUGUUGGUCGGGGACGGGAGCGUGGCCCAGUGGGUGUUCAUGAACAAGGAGGCUGGGGGGUUCCUCGGUGUCAACAUAUGCUAUGGGCUGGCCGUCUUCCUCGGAGUACUCAUCGCCGGCGGCGCUUCCGGUGCGCAUCUCAAUCCGGCCGUGACGGUGGCCAUGGCGACGAUCGGCAAGUUUUCCUUCGCUCGAGUCAUCCCUUACAUUGCUGCUCAACUUCUGGGCGCUUUCGUCGCUGCUGGUCUUCUCUUCGGCGUCUAUCGAGGUAAAUGCCCCCUCCCCCUAAAUAUUGAA
Darwinula stevensoni is the source of this 564-nucleotide messenger RNA. NCBI's taxonomy places the organism in Eukaryota, Metazoa, Arthropoda, Ostracoda, Podocopida, Darwinulidae. The record is from the annotation of a GenBank genome assembly.